Tachysurus vachellii is the source of this 842-nucleotide messenger RNA. RefSeq names its product interleukin 11b (gene il11b). The record is from RefSeq and is a predicted model, not a curated record. Gene Ontology annotation, cellular component: cytoplasm. Gene Ontology annotation, molecular function: cytokine activity; growth factor activity. NCBI's taxonomy places the organism in Eukaryota, Metazoa, Chordata, Actinopteri, Siluriformes, Bagridae. The coding region runs from base 67 to 639 and encodes 190 amino acids. The transcript has 5 exons. Gene Ontology annotation, biological process: positive regulation of cell population proliferation; positive regulation of MAPK cascade.
AUUUAGCUGUGUGAUAGAUUGUGCGUGCCCUUCACAGUCCCUGUUUACUGAGUGUUUGGGAUAGCCAUGAAAUUACCAGGGUCAACCUCCUGCUUAUUAUUUUUAUUGCUAUUGGUGGAAUUUCCUGUCCUGACAAUGUCUCAUCCAACCCCUAUGAAACGUCACAAGGAUGGUCUGACAAAGCUGUUUCAGCAGAUCCGUUUGUUGAUAAGUGCAGCACAUGAAGCUGUGCAUCACCUUGACAUCAAUUUACUCUUUGAGCACAACUUUACAUCGCUGCCUGCUUUAAACUUCAGGGCAAAAGACCUAGAAAAUGUGAAGGUAAACAGCACCCUAUCACAGCUUCAUUCAGGGCUCCACUCUUUCAAGCUUCACUAUGACUGGCUGCUGUACUGGCACAACCAGUCGGGUUUGGUGUCAGAUAGAAUCCAGAAAAUUUCAUAUGCAAUCCAUUCUAUCACCGUUCUUGCACAAAGUCUGACAGAUUCUCCUGCACAAAAUACAUCUCUCUCUUUGCCUCCUCUUACAUCUGCCUGGGAUGUAUACAGUUCAUCUGCAGUAAUUCAUAAGAGACUACUGAAUUUCUGCAACUGGUAUUGUAGAGCUCUCUGGGUCCUCAUCUCCCAUGCUAACAGAUGAAAUCAAGACAAGAUACUUGCAAGAACAUCAACGCAUCUAGAAUUUUAACUGUGACGGUCUUGGAUAUGGAAGACAGCAGCCAGUUAUUUAUGCAUUUGCUAAUUUAUGUACAAAUUCCCUGUUUUCUACAGUUAUAGCAGAUAUUUUUCAUUUGUCUCAAACAGAUUUCACAGCUGACCAAUGGCUUCUAUUUAUGUUUUUUA